AUGGUGAUUACACCGUCGUCAUCAUCGAGGACGAUCUGCGCCGUGAACAAGGCUUUAUCCUCCUCCUCUUCCUCCUCCUUUUUCACCAAGCAGAAGAUAAGAUCGGUGAAAAUGAACGCGGGGAUGUUUAACAACAACAAUGAUUCCUCGGGAGGAGACGAUGAGUUCAAAAAAAUCGUCAACGAUAUCGUGUACGUGGACCCAGUGGUCGGGGCGAAGCGAUUCUCGAAUUACUUUUGGGCCUCGGUCGUGACCGCCGGCGCGAGCGGGUUUUUGAUCACCGGCGCGAGCGCGUAUUUCAAACACAAUUUGGUGUUUUUCUUGGACGCUUCGGACAUUCAAUUCUUUCCGCAAGGGUUGGUGAUGAGCUUUUACGGUAUCGCGGGUUUGUUGUUGGCGACGUAUUUAUGGUUGACGAUCAACUGGAACGUCGGCGCCGGGUAUAACGAGUUUAACAAAGAGGAAGGGAUUUUUCGAGUGUUUAGGUAUGGGUUUCCGGGGAAGAAUAGACGGGUGAACUUGUUGACGGAUUUGAAAGACGUGACGGCGGUGAGAGUGGAGAUCUCUGACGGGAUUAACCCGAGACGGGUUGUGUACGUGAAGUGCAAAGGUAAAGGCGAUAUCCCGUUGACGCGCAUCGGCCAACCGUUGACGUUGGCGGAGGUGGAGAGGCAAGCGGCGGAGUUGGCGAAGUUUUUGCAAGUUCCUAUUGAAGGGCUUUAA
Molecule: messenger RNA, 723 nt
Organism: Bathycoccus prasinos
Lineage: Eukaryota; Viridiplantae; Chlorophyta; Mamiellophyceae; Mamiellales; Bathycoccaceae
Product: photosystem I assembly protein Ycf4
Exons: 1
Coding region: 1-723 (240 amino acids)
Biological process (GO): photosynthesis
Cellular component (GO): membrane; photosystem I; thylakoid
Source: RefSeq, a predicted model, not a curated record